AUGGAUUACUUCUUUCUCUCUCCUGAGAAGGAGGAAGAGGUUGAAGAUGAGUCAAGGCUGGUCACAAUCCUGUGUCUGACUGACACGGUGACAGGUUGGCCGCUGGCACUUCAACUUCCCAACAAGUCAACCGAGAUAGCCCAGUCCAGGUACUGUCUGCAAAAUGUGGACCUCUACCUCAAGAACCUUGGGUACAGCAAAGUCAUUCUGCAGCAUGAUGGCGAGCCCUCAAUCAGAGCACUGGCUGAGUCAAUCCAAAGACAUGUUGGGUCCAGCCGAGCCUCUGUGCGGGAGUCUCCGCCCAAGCAGCACCAAUCACAAGGAGCUGUGGAAUCCAUGAAUGGGUUUGUAGCAAGCCAAAUCCGAGCUUUGUGGCUCGACGUCAGGAAGCGGUAUCCUUCCUUGGACGUGUCCAGCAACUUGACACCGUGGCUUGUGCGCCACGAGGCAUGGCUGAUAGCACGUUUCCAUGUGAGAGGAAAAGAUGGGCUCACGCCCUACCGCCUGACAACUGGCAGCGACUACUCACACCCAGUCGCCAUGCUAGGCGAAGUAGUUCUUGGUAAAGUACCGACCCCGAGGGGCAAGAUGCAGCGAAGCAAUGUGCUUGGCACGUCGUCUGGGGCAAUCGCCGUGAGAUCGGUGAGAAGACUGCCAAAGGAAUCGCAGAUCAGUCAAGAGCUGAUGAACAACAUGAAAGGAAUUCCUUGGCAACCCCGGGACGGGAUGAGGCACAAGAUCAACAGAGAGCUGUCACAGCCAGUGGCACUCCCAGCGCCAGCCGCAGCGGGUCCCACCGCGCUGGCGUCAGAACCCCCGGAGGAAGAACAUCCGACACUGGCAGAAGAUGGUCAAAACAUUGACCAGGCUUCAGCUUGUCCGGUCCGCUCGGACUCAUCGGUUCGUCCGGGAGGCUCUGAAGCGACGAUGACCAUCCCGCACCUCGGAAGGGCGGAGGCUGCCCGCUCGGCCUUGCUGCCGGCGGAGGAUCUGCAGCUUCAGAUCUUGCUGGCGUGGUGGGUACGCAGCUUAGCGCGUCGUCGUCGUCCGCGGGGAUACCCGCUGGGAAGUCCUCGGCUUGGUCGCCAAGCCAAGCAGUCCAGGCAAGCAGGUGUCUUGCAGCAUUUAGCAAAUCACGAGAUCUGGUCCCAUAUCCAAGAAUGGGCCAGCUCCGAAGACAAGAGCAAUCCAAUGGCUUUGCAAAGGAUAGCCAAUGUGACGGAUUUCGUCGACCAAUUGCUCGACCCAGAGGAGGUCACCAAAGCGCGAAAAGUCCAACUUCAAAAGCUUUGGGAGCGAGGUGCCUUCACACCCGUGCACCGUCAAGAAAUCCCAAAAGGUUCACAAAUCUUCUCACACAAAUGGGUUGACAAGUGUUCCAAAGGAGCAUACAAGUCGCGUUUCACAUGCGCUGACGUCAAGGCUCGCUACACAGCAGCCGAGGAGGAGGGAUUGGACGUGUUCGUUCCAACUCCGACCCCAGAAGCGCACAAUCUUCUGGAGGUCUAUGCUCUGACAAAGGGUUACUACGCCCGAAGUCUGGACAUCGUCGCAGCCUUCUUGAUUGGAGCUGACCGAGGAGCCAGCGAAGGGAAGCAUGUCUACAUGCGUGCACCAGUUGAGUGGCACGACAUCUUCCUUGAGUGGCUAGAAACUCUCAGCCCCGAAUUGAAGGAUUGGUACAAGGAUUCGUUCAAAGAACUUUUCUUCGGGUUGGAUGGAAACCUAUACGGCAGAAGGACAGCCGGAUCCGUCUACAGAAAUGAGUUGGAGGAAAUCCUCUGCUCAAAGGUUGAUCCACGGCGGUAUUUUUUCUCUCGUGGUGAGAAGGAUCCAUGUGUCUUCCGUUGUGACAAGUCAGGGAUCAUCCUGAUUCACCACAUAGACGACAUCCGUAUGGCUGGACCAAAAGAGGCUGUCAACCACCUGGUUGAAGUCGAAAUGCCGAAACACUGUGAGGUCCAAGCAGGAGAGCUCGAAAGCGAAGGAACAGCUGUUGAGUACCUGGGUCGCACCAAGGUACGAACCAAAGAUGCUAUCAUCACGAUACCAGAUGAGAAGCACAUCAGAGCUGUCAUCGCUGCUGCGGGAAUCUCCGCCAGAGACCGCAGUGAGGUUCCUGCCAAACAACUGAACCUCUUAGAAACGGAGCCUCUUGGCGAGGCAGAUGCCAAGCUUUAUCGCUCGGCAGUAGGAUCAGCGAUCUACCUGUCGCUGGACAGGAGGGAGAUCCAGUACGCGGUGAAAGAAGCAGCGCGACACAUGUCGCAACCGCGAAAAUGUGACAUGCAAGCCGUCAAGACCCUUGCGGCAUACUUGCAAUCGCACCCACAUGUUGGCCGAGUCACAACCUGUGAUCCCAACUGUAGCUCAGAGUGGCCAUGCGAAUUGUAUAGCGAUUCGGAUUGGGCCGGAUGCCUAGAAACACGGCGAAGCACCGACUGUUACAUAGCAGCUGUGUGUGGUGCAAUCGUCGCAUGUGGCACACAGACCCAACCGGGCCUACCAGCGACAAGUUCGCCGGACGCAGAGCUCAGGGGAGUUUCGAGGGCAGCUCGGGAAGCCAUCUUCCUCAAGGAGCUGAUCACCCGAGAUUUUGGCCAGCAGUGCGGUAAGCCCCGCCUAUGGACGGACAGUUCAUCGGCAAUGCAAGCUUCCAAGCGCAUUGGACCAGGUUCCAAGCUCAGACACCUAGAAGUCUGUGAGUUUUAUGUGCAAGGAGCUUUGCAGUCCAAGCAGAUAGCUUUGGGCAAGGUCAAGGGCACUGUGAAUUGUGCCAACUUCCUCACCAAACACCCAAAGAGUGGAACGGAAGUAAGGCAAGCAAUGCCUAGGCUGCCUGGUUUAGGCAUGUAUGAAGCUCGUGACGGAGAAGAUAUGCUCUCUUCGAGCAAGAAGAUCUCUGUCAAGGUCUCAACCGUGACCAAGCAGCAUGCGUGGAAGACUCCUACGCCAGCUUGUGUUGGUUGGAUCAAAGACCAAGAUCGAGCGGGAAGAACCGCCACGGCCUAUCGGCAAAAUGGACAACUGGUCGGGUGCAUCAAGGCACUUGUUGUCCUGAGCCAAAUUCAGGCAGUGGCAGGGCAGCCAACGGUGACUGCCAUUAGAAACAAUCAGCAGCUAACGCUGACCAAUCCAGCGCCAGUGGCAACCCCGCGGUCAGAGCCGGCGGCAAACCCGCGGACACCAGCGGUAGCCCCGCGGUCUCCUGAGGAACUUACUCCUCGAGGGAUCGAGAGGUGGCACGAAGAACGUUGGGUCCAAGAAGCCGCAGAGGCCAGAAUGACCAUACAGGAGUUGAUCGAAUGGCGCAACCAAGAAGAGUCUCUCCUACGAGGAGAGCAUCCCGACGGCAUGUCGGACCUCCAGGACUCUGAGUCAAGUGAGUCCGAGGCGGCACCAGCCAGUGCGGGCAGCACCGCUGAACAGCGGGCAGCUCCGCCUGAGCGGGCAGAUCCGCCGACCCGGGAGCGAAGCCGAUGCAGCCAGCAUCGAGCAGAGCGAUCCGUUUGCCCACAUGUCUCCAGCGGAACUCGAACAAUGGAGACGGGCUGA
Cladocopium goreaui is the source of this 3555-nucleotide messenger RNA. Lineage: Eukaryota; Dinophyceae; Suessiales; Symbiodiniaceae. The record is from the annotation of a GenBank genome assembly.